AUGAGAAGAAUCUAUUGCAUGUCUCUUCCGUUCCUCAACGAGUUUCUCGUUGGCGACUUGGCCUUGCGCUUUCUGAAUGCCGUCUCAGUCCUCUUAAGUGAGGCCGUCAUGAAAAUAGCGGAGGCCAAUAACAUACUCCAAAAUCCCGUACUAGAGGUAAUCGAAGACGAUUUCGACAUUUAUCGGCACUUGAAUACUCCCAGUGCCCUCUACACUGGGUUUGGAGCAUCCUCGCGGAAGAGGGACCCAAUUUUCAUGGUCGGAUACUGUCAGCUUCAUCUGGCCGACAUUUUGAUGCACUGCUCCGUCGUUUCGCGCUCUAUCCCAUUGCUUACGAGUGCGGGUGAGUAUGGCUUCAUUUAG
Molecule: messenger RNA, 363 nt
Organism: Dibothriocephalus latus
Lineage: Eukaryota; Metazoa; Platyhelminthes; Cestoda; Diphyllobothriidea; Diphyllobothriidae
Source: the annotation of a GenBank genome assembly